Molecule: messenger RNA, 913 nt
Organism: Pyricularia grisea
Lineage: Eukaryota; Fungi; Ascomycota; Sordariomycetes; Magnaporthales; Pyriculariaceae
Exons: 2
Coding region: 231-728 (165 amino acids)
Source: RefSeq, a predicted model, not a curated record
CGAUUGACAGUGUCUCGCUGAAUCGUCUGCCAUGGGAAAGGCUGCAUUCUCUUUUUCUUUUUUCUUUUUCUUUUUUGAUGAACGCAUCACCAUCCGUAUAAGUAGAUCCUUUGCAUCCACGAAAGAAGCAGUCUUCCUUUUCAACAGGCAUCAACAACGAGCUUGUCCAGACAAACAAUACGUCCACCUUUUCUCCAUUUAGCACGAAUAACCGACAACCUUGGGUCAAAAUGGGUUUCAUGGAAACGUCGUUCCCCCUUAGCCACCGCCACGACAUCCCCGCUGGCGUAGACAAGGCGACUGCCAUCGCGAAGCUGCAUGACCACGCCUCCAUCAUCGACUGCGGGCCGUAUGUGGUGUCUCGCACCCAACAGCCAUCACCAGCAUGGGGCUCCUACGACAAGCCCAAGAACGUCAAGUUCGCGUCAGAAAAGGUCGACGUCUACGAGGUCAAGAACAAGUACGAGAACCCAAUCAUGGGCUCCGACAUCAAGAGCACUUAUGAGUUUAUCGACACCACAGAGGGCGUCUUUGUCCGCGUCCACAGCCCCAUGGGAGUCGUCAUGGAGAGCUUCUGGACGGUGCAGGAGAAAGGGGACGGGAGUCUGGAGCUCGUUCACGAGCUUCAGGGGAAGUGCAACAAGGCCCUGGCGGGCAUUGCCAAGAAGGACGCGGACAAGAACUAUGAGCUUCUUACUGGCAUCAUUGCAAAGAGCAUGACUAAAUAGAACAGUGGGAAAUAGGUCUUGGACGGCAGUCGAUUGUCGGUCUGUCGACAUGGAAUUGUCAAGUAGUAUGUUUGGUUCUCCGGCACCGCUAGCAUUUGUGCAGAAGUAACUGAGUUGGGAUUAUGAAACAUUGCAAGAGUCCCUGAUUUACAUACUUGAUCACCUGAUUUGUAUCUUGAUUUCCG